Molecule: messenger RNA, 1830 nt
Organism: Fulmarus glacialis (Northern fulmar)
Lineage: Eukaryota; Metazoa; Chordata; Aves; Procellariiformes; Procellariidae
Product: centrosome-associated protein CEP250-like
Exons: 1
Source: RefSeq, a predicted model, not a curated record
AUGAAAGGAAACUUGAAGGAGAAAAACGUAGAGCUUAUGUCUCUUACUCAGCAGAUCCAAGACCUGGAAAAGGAGAGAGAACAGGUGCGAUCUCUGCAUGCAAGCCUUGAACACCUGAGGGCAGUUCUUAAGGACAGAGAGAAUGAGUGUGAUUCCCAAAGGGAUCAGUUAAGACUCUUGCAGCAGUACAAGGAACAGCAAGAGGGGCACCUGCAAGAGCUUCAUAGUAAAGUAGAAAAGAUGACACUUUCGUUGUCUAAAAAAGAUCAAGAGCUUGAAUCGCAACAAAAGCAAAUCCAGGAAGCUGAAGGAGUCAUGGAAAUGCAGUUAAGGACUGUCCGUGACCAACUGGAGCAGACGUUAGAAACCUUAAAAGAAAAGGACAGGCUCAUAGACAUCCUAAAGCAACAAACAUGGAGCUAUGAGGACAAAACAGAAGAACGGAUGAAUGUCUUACAUAGAGACUUAGAAUACACUAAGGCAAUACUGAAAGAAAAGGAUUUCAUGAUUGAAUCUCAGAAGCAGCUGAUUGAGACCUUCCAAAAACAAGAACAAGACUCUGAACAGCAGAAGGAAAUUCUGCAGCAUCUUCAAGUGGCACUAAGGGAACAAGAGCAAGAAAUUUUAUCCCUUAGAAAGCAAUGUGAGGCAUGCAAGGAAAAGGAGGAAAAGCAUGAAGCUGAGCAAACAGAUCUUCAGGCAACAAAACUGACUCUGAAAGAAAGAGAAGAAAAGAUAGAGGUUCUGGAGGAGGCUAUCUCUAAGCUUCAACAGCAAAAGGAGGAGGCAGCGACGCAGACUAAAGCCAUACUGCAAAAACUAGAAUAUGCUGAAUCUUCUCUACAAGCUACAGAUCAAGAGAGAGUGUCUUUGCAAGAGCAUGUCCAGGACCUUCGAGAGCAGGAGUUAGAAGGCAAGCAGGCGGAGAGCCUAGAGCAGGAUCUAGACAAAAUGAGCCAAAUAGUAAAGAACCAGCAUUUGGAGUUCCUCAGGCAAACAGAGCAAAUUAACAUGUUCCAGCUUCGUGAAGAAAGCAUGAAAGUAGCACUAAGGUCAUGCCAGAAGCAAGUGAAUUUGCUUGAGGAAGUGGUGAGGAAGAGAGAUGAAGACAAUGAAACUCUUAUGCAAAAACUCCAGCGCCAAGAAGAAGAACUGAAGACCUUGCAGAAUCUCCAGCUUAGGCUAACCGAGAAGAAUGAAGAGGUUACACACCACAGAGAGCAAGAGAAGCUCCUGGAAGAAGCCUCGCCUGAGAGGAAACGAGAGACCAAGGCUCAAGGUAAGCAAAAAGAGUUAGAAGAGGAAAUAAGAGGUCUUCGGGAAGAUCUCCAGCAUGUUCAGCAGACUCUGACAAAGAAGGAUGAAGAGAUCAAGUACCAGAGAGACAGAGUCAGGUAUUUAGAGGAGACUCUGACAGGGAGAGAACAAGAGCUUAGGAAGCAGAGUGAACUCCUGAAACAAUUAACAUCAGCUUUGCGAUGGAAAGAUGAAGGGGAGACCCUAAAGAAACAAAUCCAGAAACUCCAAAAAUGGGAGGAAGAGGAAGCAGAGAAGAGGAAAGUUCUCCAGGAGAGAGACCAUCUCUUGAAAAGGCAGGAGGAGCUAACCCAACAACUGGAAGAUGAGAGGAAGGCAAAGGGGGAAGAACUGGAGCGUGUGAUUGCUACUUUGAAGCAGAAUGAAAGCGGAGAAAUUGAAUGGAAAGAGAAGGCACAAGCACUGACUCUUGCCCUUACCAAGAGUGAAAUGGCCAAUGGGUCUCUGAGGGAAGAAAUAGCCAUCCUGCAGAGUAUGGUUUCAGAGAGGGACAAGGACCGGUUUCAUCUUCAG